AUGGUCCACCACAAAGCCAUCCCACCUAAUGUCGACACAUACAACUCUUUGAUUCGUAACCUCUGUAGGUUAGCUCGUUGGGACGAGGUGUGUAGAAUUCUAAAAGAAAUGGAGGAUGCAAAAAUCUCUCCCAAACUCAGGACCUUCAAUAUCAUAGUCGAUGCACUUUGCAAACAGGGUAAGAUAGCCGAAGCCCGGGCUGUUAUCGACAUCAUGGUUGAUGAGACCAGUGGACGCAAGUAUCCUCCUAACGCAGUCACCUACAAUCCAUUGAUAGAUUUUAUUGUUGGACAAAUGAAGUAUUUCAUUGAUAAAGACUUUGAAAAGUUUCAGGCUUUCCCCAGUGUUGGUUCAGACCUCUCUAGCCAAUUGUCGUACUUUAUACUUUGUCGCACUGGUUUAGGUAUACCAAGAUUUCCAGAAGAAGAACUUUAUCACAGUCUGUUAAUGAAACUUAAGUAUGAUAGUGCACUUGCUUUAUUCCAUCUGAUGAAUCGCAGCGGGCUGAAUAGAGAAGUUGAGGUGCACAGAAUCCUCAUGGAUAGGGCAAGCAAACACAAGAGGCAACAUAGUAUCUUGGCUCCCCUGCUAUAUGCGAAUUUUAGAAUCUUGGUCCCUAUGGUUCAAAACGUUACCUAUUCCAUGCGUUAUGUUUUAUAA
Molecule: messenger RNA, 660 nt
Organism: Erigeron canadensis
Lineage: Eukaryota; Viridiplantae; Streptophyta; Magnoliopsida; Asterales; Asteraceae
Product: pentatricopeptide repeat-containing protein At1g63130, mitochondrial-like
Exons: 3
Coding region: 1-660 (219 amino acids)
Molecular function (GO): protein binding
Source: RefSeq, a predicted model, not a curated record